AUGAGCACGAGCUCUGGCAAGUCUUCGCUCAUCUCUGAGCUCGCUGCACACAACUGGCAGACGCUCGACGAGGGCUUUAUGGAGGCGCCGACGUCCAAGGCCCUCUCCCCUCAGUCGCUGACCAUGGAACUGGCUUGGGUCUCGGCUUGGUUUGACCGCCUCCUGGGCAUGAUGGAGGAGUCGCCGUCAGAGGCUGUCUUCUUUGCUGAUCGCUCGCCUUUCUCUGCUGUCUUUUACGCCGCCAAUGGUGAGCUGCUCGAGCCCGUCAUCCAGGCCGCCAUUGAGGAGCUCCGCUCGUGCGACAUCCACAUCAUGACCGUCCACAUCGAGACCGAGCCCGAGACUCUCUGGGCUCGCAUCAACGCCCGCCUGGAGAUCGAGCCCGAGCGCAAGCUCUACCGCGAGGACGACCGCUCGUGGAUGGACACCACUGUGGCGUUCUACGAGUCGCGCAAGUGGGACCUCUGCCUCGACAACACCAACACCUCGGUCUCGGACCUCCGCCUCGCCCUCCUCGACGCCAUCAAGACCGCCGUCCCGGACUUUGAGCCUGCCACAUCAAAGGCCCUCACUCCCAAGGCCUCGGACAUUGCAGAGGCCCGGCUCAUGGCCACCUCACCCGUCAAGUCAAACUAAUACGAGUCCAAUGCCCACGACCCCAUCGCGCGGUUGGACCCGCGCGCAUGCCGAUCUUCCGUAAAUGCGAACGUUACCGA
Messenger RNA from Thecamonas trahens ATCC 50062, 716 nucleotides. RefSeq lists its product as uncharacterized. The record is from RefSeq and is a predicted model, not a curated record. The coding region runs from base 1 to 636 and encodes 211 amino acids. The transcript is spliced from 2 exons. NCBI's taxonomy places the organism in Eukaryota, Apusomonadida, Apusomonadidae.